Messenger RNA from Clunio marinus, 198 nucleotides. NCBI's taxonomy places the organism in Eukaryota, Metazoa, Arthropoda, Insecta, Diptera, Chironomidae. The record is from the annotation of a GenBank genome assembly.
AUGAAUAUCAACGUCGCUGAUUACUUAUGCUGGUUUAAAUGUGUCGGUCCUUCUAGAAGUAAUAAAUUCGAAUGUAAACUGAGUGUAAAAAUUGUGAAACCAUUUAGAAUCUAUUGCGAGGGUGGAAAUACGUACGGGUCAAGUGAAGAAGCAAUUAUUCACCGAGAGGUUGAAAUACCAUCUUUACCAAACAAAUAA